Messenger RNA from Biomphalaria glabrata, 1445 nucleotides. RefSeq names its product techylectin-5A-like. Bases 96 to 1379 code for a protein of 427 amino acids. The transcript is spliced from 5 exons. NCBI's taxonomy places the organism in Eukaryota, Metazoa, Mollusca, Gastropoda, Planorbidae. The record is from RefSeq and is a predicted model, not a curated record.
UGAACUGAUAAGAAAGUGCCCUGUAGUUUGUGCCACGAGUCCGUAUAUUGUCUAUUUAAACAACUUUUGUCUUCAUUGCUGUUAAUGCAGUCAAAAUGACUCUGCUUCAACAUUUUCUUCUAUUUGUUUCUUUAUUUGUAUUAUCCUCUUCAGAACUUAUCAUUGAUGUCCAACCAAACGUUCUAUCAGCGGAGAUAACUGCACAACUUGUGAUCAACUGUUCUAUAACCAACAACCAAGUUCAACAUCUGGAUGUUAUCAGAUCUCUAACUCUUUCUCGUUAUAAUGAAACUUUAAAAGAGUUUUUGGAUCUUAUAACUUUAGAAGCUAAAACUUUCAAUCUCUCACAGCUAGUCCAACUACAUCAUGCACAAAUCAGUUUUGGAAAUCUGUAUAUUAGUUUAACUUUACACAAUCCAACUCAGUUUGAUGCCAAAGUUUACAGGUGUAAGGUUGAGGGAGAUAAAACAAAUGCAGCCAACUCAUCUAUAGUGGCUAAGAAAGAGGUAGAAUAUAGAACAAAUAUGACUGCUUUAAUUGAAGAGAUACGACGUUUAAAGAUAGUCGAACAAAACGAUCAAUGUACCUUAGAGAACAAAGAUCUAACAGCAUCUCACCAAAGAACAAAACUCCAUUUUGUGGGAAGCUCAAAAGUUAUCAAAGAACUGAUUGAGCCUCUAACCUUAACAUGUUCACUUCAGGAUCUGGAUCGUAAUUCAACAGUUCAAUUUAUGUACAUUCUUCAUGUACCACCAGUAUCUUGUCGCGAAAUCAUCAGCACCCACAACCGCGUAAUUGUAAAGUUAAUAUCCGGGUUAAAGGUCAUGUGUGAGACCAAGACAGACGGCGGUGGAUGGAUCAUCUUUCAGAGGAGAAUCAACGGAAGUGUAGAUUUCUAUAGAGGCUGGAAGGAGUAUCGUGACGGCUUUGGAGAUUACAACAUUGGUGAAUUUUAUCUGGGAAAUGAAAAUAUUUUUAGCUUAACUUCUACUGAACAAUAUGAUUUAAGAAUUGAUUUAGAAUUUAACAACACAAAAUAUUUUGCGCAAUACGAAAACUUUAAAGUAUUGAGUGAGACUGAGAAAUAUAAACUACAGAUAAGAAACUAUUCAGGAAAUGCUGGAGAUAGUUUAUCACAUCAUAACAACUUGUUCUUUACGACUUUUGAUACAGAUAACGAUUUAGACAGUCGCGAUAACUGUGCAAGAUCUAGUUCAGGUGCCUGGUGGUAUACAGGUUGUCAUUAUUCUAAUCUAAAUGGUCGAUGGGGAAGUACAUCACAUCAGGGAAUGAACUGGUUUCAUUUAACUAGAAACUCUAACAGUGUUUCUUUUACCGAGAUGAAAAUAAGAGAAAGAGAGCAAAACUAUUUUCAUUAAGAAGAGCGAAGCCUAUCAACAAAGAAAUAGUUAGAUAUUUAAAAAAAGAAACAUCAAGAUAUUGAU